This is a messenger RNA of Arabidopsis thaliana (thale cress), 2376 nucleotides long. RefSeq names its product translation initiation factor 3 (IF-3) family protein. Bases 793 to 2157 code for a protein of 454 amino acids. The record is from RefSeq and is marked reviewed. Gene Ontology annotation, cellular component: mitochondrion. The transcript has 7 exons. Gene Ontology annotation, biological process: translational initiation. Gene Ontology annotation, molecular function: translation initiation factor activity. NCBI's taxonomy places the organism in Eukaryota, Viridiplantae, Streptophyta, Magnoliopsida, Brassicales, Brassicaceae.
CCCAACAAAGCCCAACAGCUUUUGUCUUCGGACCAGUUAAUCGCAAGUUCGCAACGAUCAGACGUUGAACCCUUCCACUAAUCGCCGCCGUUGAAACUCCGUUCACCUCUGUAUUGAUAACAAAAUCGAAGCUUUCUUUAGUCGCACUUCCGAUUCCCAAUUGGGGAAUCUCUUGUCCGAUUGGGUUCUAUGGCUAUAUGGCGUAUAAUCAAUCGUUCGUAUCUCAAAUACGCAUCAAACCAAUUAACCAGAAACUACUACACUCAAGUUUGUCUUGCUUCUUCUACUCAUGUCGUAAAACAGACAACAAAGUUGUCUUCUUUUGACAUCCCAAAUUCAGAUAUAUGUACAAGACCUUCUAAUAUCUUCCAAAAUCUCAGAUUCCUUGCUACUUCAGCUCAGGUAUUACUCUCUUUGUUUUGAUAAAAAGUUUCGUUUUUUUCUUUCAGCUCUGUUUUCUUCUUCUUUUGGUAGCUAUGCAAUUUCGUAACUUUCAGUACUUUGGUUGCAAUUGUGGGGUUGUUGCCUUUUAGAUUGCAUUAGAUGAUAAGUAUGGAAGAUCUGGAACCCUGCAAGAUUUUUGUGUUAUGUUGUUGAAUUCAACGACUUUAGAUGUGUCCAUGUUAUAGUUACGGUGUAUAUGCAUUUUAGAUCAUGUUUGAAUUGUUUAGUUGUGUGAUGUUUUUGGGCUAAUGGAUGUUAGUGAGUGAGCAUUGUUUGGUUCAGAGCUGUUAUAGUGUCGUAUGUGUACUAUGAUCCUGCUGUCAAAGUUGGUCAUAAAUUUGUAUAUCCAUGUUCUUGUUCAAGACAAGGAAGAAGGAAGCGGAAGUUGACUCUGAUGGUCCACGUCUCAAUGAGAAGAUUACUGGCGACUAUGUUAGAUUGGUUUCCGAGGAAGGACACUGUGUUGUAUCGUUGAGAGAAGCUCUCAGACGGGCUAAGGAGCUUCAGUGUGACUUAGUUGAGGUCCAAAGAGAUGCUAAGCCACCUGUGUGUAAAAUUGUGAAAUACUCAUUGGAGCUGUACAAAAAAGCUAAAGUAGGAAAAGAGCGUGCUAAGGCCAAGCGGGCUGAAGCUAUUCGACCUGAUAUCAAGGAAAUUCGAUUUACUCCAAAAAUUGAGGCCAAGGACCUAAAGUUUAAAUCUGAUCAAGCAUUGAAGCUGAUGGAAAGUGGAUAUCGUGUAAAGUGCCUUGCAGUGCCUGACAAGGACAAGCAUAAGGAACUUGAACCAGAAAAGCUGCUUGAGUUACUAUUUCGCUUCACUUGUUUUAUUGGGGAUGCACUUGUGGAAUCUUGGCCUGAGGCGGAUAGAAAAGGCGCAGUUGUUAUAGUUAGACACGCCAAGUUUGGUCCACCCAAGAAAGGAGGGGUGAAAUUAAUGAAGGAUAUUGACAUAAAAUCUGCAAGAGUGAAAGAAGAAUCACCAAAGCCUGAUAGCUCGAAGGCGGGAGUGGCUACUGUUGAUGAUCAGGAAGAUAUAGAGAAGUCUGAACCUAGGUUCAGUGUUGAGCAGGCUCAACCAGUUAAAUUCCAGAACGCAUACGCAAAAAGAGAACCUAGCAGUGAGUUUUCAGGAGGUAGAGAUGCAAGCCGGUUUGAACCUCAGUCUCCAAACCAGCAUGUAAACCCACAACGUCCUCGGUUCUCAAACCAAGCUCCAAACCAACAACCUACCGGGCGGUUUGAUCCUCAGUCACCAAAUCAGCCUCCAAGUGCACCAAGGCCUCAGUUCCCAAACCAACAACCUACAGGGCGGUUUGAUCCUCAGUUUCCAAGCCAGCCUCCAAGGCCUCAGUUCCCAAACCAAGCUCCAAACCAACAAUCUACAGGGCGGUUUAAUCCUCAGUUUCCAAACCAGCGUCCAAGUCCACCACAGUCUCGGUUCCCAGACCAAGCUCCAAAUCAGCAACCCUCUGGGCCAUCUCCAAAUCGCCACCCAGACCGGCAAGGUCCUCCACCUCGAUUUCAAAACCAAGCUCCGAAUCAACAACCUACCGGCCGGUUUGAACCUCAACCACCAAACCCGCCCCGAGCUCCACCACGACCACAAACCCGGUUGCCAAACGAAACUUCAAACGAACAACCUACGGCCCCUGGAAGGUCUAGUGGCCCGGCUUCAGGUUAUGGAAUUUUCAGCACCCCAAAAACGAAGUAAAACAACCAAUUUUUUUAACCCGUAGAGUUGCAAAAUUUUGUGAUACUUUUCUUGGGAGAUUUGUUGAUGGCUCAUUAUUUUAUAUGUAACUAAUAAUAGUCCAAUGCAUACACAUACUUGUAACCAUUAUUCAUAUUUUGUUUGGUCACAACCACUCUAUAAUCUAUGAACGACAAGAUUACAAGUAGGUUCAUCAAUCUUAAGUUAAAGAUGGUUUAG